Molecule: messenger RNA, 6464 nt
Organism: Dromaius novaehollandiae (emu)
Lineage: Eukaryota; Metazoa; Chordata; Aves; Casuariiformes; Dromaiidae
Gene: IL2RB
Product: interleukin 2 receptor subunit beta
Exons: 12
Coding region: 2593-4335 (580 amino acids)
Biological process (GO): cytokine-mediated signaling pathway
Cellular component (GO): external side of plasma membrane; membrane
Molecular function (GO): cytokine receptor activity; interleukin-2 binding
Source: RefSeq, a predicted model, not a curated record
AGAUGCCCCACCACUUUCUCCCAGUCACCACCACUUGCCCUACCCAAUGCCAGAGGUCCGUCCAUAUAUCGACAUCACCAUACUGAAGGUGAUCCCUGGCUUGAAGAAAGGUGCAGAUGUCUCAGUCUGAAGGACAAACAGGAAAGAUGAUGGUUAACCUGAACACUGCAUUGCAGCUGUGGAGCUGAUGAUACCAAGAAGUCACUCACAAAGUACUUCAUGGCUUCAAUCAAGGACUUUGGCAGCAGAAAAAACUGGUGUAUGCCUGCCUGAGGCAGUGAAAAUGGCGGGGACAUGAGGAUGAGGAACAACAGAUGGCCUCUGUGAGUCCAGAGAUUUCUUGAUGUUCUGUGGGCUAUGACAUGGCUGCCAGUGAGGUAACAUGCAGGAUUAUAGGCCAUUUCUUUGAGCCCAGCACAAAUGAACUCAACAGGUGAGUAUAUGGUGAGGGAAGCUCUCAGUUCCAAGACACUCAUUCCUUUGCCUUCCUGCAGCUUGCAGGCCAUUACAGCUCCACUAUGGUGGCAGCCUCCAAGAUGCAACUACUGCAGUCAGUGAUUGCCAAGAGCAAGAGAGUAUAUGACCCAUCCUCCUCCCUGCUCCUCUUCACCAGAGGCUGGCUGGUUAGAUUCCCCAGUUUCCCUCACAGAUACUGACCAUAGUGAGAGUUUUCAGCUGGCCAGCAAGAGCGUCCAAGUGACACCUCUCAGACCACUGGUCCAUGCCAUGCAUAGUGAGGAGAGAGGCAUUCCGUUCCAGACUGCUGCCUUUGUAAGUGAGUGCUUGAUGCUGGAGUGGAGGCUGGACUGCAAUGGUCUGCCAGAAAUGGCCAUGAGGAUCCACUGCUGCAACCUCUUCUAAAAAGUCUCCACCCAUGCCUUCAACUCCCUGUUCUGCUCCAACACUUUCUCUUUCUGAGGUCUGAUCUCUUCUGAGAUCCACCUUCUGGGCUGGACUGCCUAUGACUAAAACCUCACCCUCCUCCCACACCUGUUUUUCGAUAGGCGAAACCAAUAUCCCUUUGUUGUUAAACGAGGCCUCAUCCUCCAGGUUUAUGAAGUCCUCAAAAAGGAACUGCCUGGAGACUUGUGAUUAGCCUCUGACAACUUUUGGUCAACAAAACCUGCUGCUGGACCUGAGCUUGAGCCUCUAGCUGCUCUAGGAGAGAUAGAUGAGGAACCCAGAGCACAGUGACCUCUGUGUGUAUAAAAGAAGAUGCUCAUCUUCCUGCCUCACACCAGAGGCCAUCUUCAUAUAGCCCAAACCAGACAGGAAAUGUGAUAUGCUGCACUUCAGAGAAUUCAGUUUGCAUGUGGAAAAAGAGAGGUGCAGGGGGACACAUGAGUGAGCGCAUACCUAUUUGUGAACUAGGCAACCAUCGGGCUAUGGAUUUGUGUUUGUGUGUAUGUCUUGACUUGGAAGGUGAGGACAAUGUAUAUUUGGGGAAAUGUCUCCUGUGGUGAAAAGACCUUCUAAAAUUAAACAUUCCCCACAGAGCCUGUGAGGGAUUAUCUAUUUGUAGUGGAGAGGGAACAUGAAGUUUCAGAACAAGGUGGCUAUAUCUUUUGCAUACCUUGUGGCCUGUUGGACAAGCCAUGUAAAACAAGCAUAGCAGGAACUACAGAGCAGUCUUGCCUGGCUGAACUAAAUGAGAGGCUCAGGUCAGAGGGAAUGAUUCCUUCACCUCCUGUGGGGUGAGGCCAUGUUUGGCUAGGUCAACAAGCUGCAGGAUGGUGAUUCCUGUGGUGUCACAUUAUCCUCAAGUGUGAGGGUUGUGCCUCAAGCAUGCUCACACAUGGCACUGUCCUUGUUCCACUCCAAAUCUGACCUGGGAUGGGUCCUGUGAAACUGGGACAAUGGUUGGGAGUCUGGUUUCAUUCUGGAGUUACUUAGGUCAAUGACUAGAAUAAGUUUUCACAAACUGGCCCACAUGUCUCUACUGGGGAUUGACUCCUAUCCAGUUUCAAAUUGAUCUGUGCACAUGGGCAGACCUUGAGAGUGAUAUGAGUGGUCUGUCUGGGUGUUUGGGUGUCUUGUCAGCGUCCUGGGAGGACAGAUCCUUUUCUUUCUCUUUUGCUCCCCAGCAACAGUUACAUACUGGUCCCCAGUAUAACUCAGCACUGCAAACUAACACCUGAUCCCUCCACCCUUGCUUCUGCACCUCUUGCUCUACCAGCAGGAAGUAGGACGUGGUUUGGGGCUUUUUAUUCUCGGCCUUGCUAGCCUUUUCGAUACUUCGGGGCCUCGUCUCAGUCUGACAAGGCAAGCAAGCAGCAGCUUCCUGUGCAAAGGUGAGAGGGAGAAGACAGAGAGAUCUAGCACAUACAAGAGAAACUGCUCCACAGCUUUUUGCUCUUGCAGAACUGUUUGGCUGGAGGCCCAUUUCCUCUCACGCCGGCAGCACUGGCGGACAGGUGGACAUGCACUGAGCAAGGAUCCUCCCCCCGUCCCUCUCCCUUCCCCAAGUUCCCUUCACAGUUUGGCAGCCAGCACCUGCUUUCACCCAACCCAGCAACCCAGUCCCCAGGGACUCUCUUCAUCUGGACCGCCUGGCAGCCAGUGCCUGGAGCUGGAAGUGUAUCACCAGUACAGAUGAAGCCCUCUUUGCUGCUUCUGUGCCACCUCUGGCUGUUCAGCCUCAUGCCUCUCUCUCUGGCAUCAGACUCUACACAAGGCACCUCCAAUUUAACUUGUUGGUAUGACUCACGGGCAGCUCUAUUUUGUACUUGGAACCCAGGCAGGGACCUUGCUGAAGCACCAUGCCAACUGGAGAUUUUAUCGAAGUUAGCUUUGUGCGACAGGUCAUUUUCUUUACCUGAAAAAUUCAAGGAGCACUGUGAAUUACCCAAGGCAGAGCACAUAACAGGGCUUAGGAGAUGCAUCAAGACCUUCAGCAAAAACAGUAAUACUCAAUGCUUCACCACUGCAGACCGUCUAACCAUAGCUGUACACUGCCAAAUUGGAGAAGAGAGAACUACACCUGUGCGAAAGCAGAAUUUCAGUCCACUUGCAAAUAUCAAGCUGAGGCCUCCGGGAAAUCUUCAACUGAUUAGGAACACUGAAGACACCUACAACUUAACAUGGACCGUGAAUAUUUCCUCUCACUACUUAGAUGGUGAGCGGGAAUAUCAAGUGCGGUACCGAACUACAAGUCAGCCCUGGGAGGAGGCCAGGAUCUUCACCAUUCUGCAGGACCAGAUGUGGGUAGUGUUUGAGAGCCUCUCCCCUGACCUGAAAUAUGAGGCAGCUGUCCGCGCAAAGCCAGGUGCCUUAAGUAUCUACAAAGGCGUGUGGAGUGACUGGAGUGAGACGAUAUUGUGGAGGACGCAUGCUGACCAAACGUCCUUCCCAGUCCUACCAGCUCUUAUUGUGAGUACCUGCAUCAUUGUGAUCAUCGGGACUGCCUUCCUUAUUAACUUGAGGACCCUGAAAUGGUUUAAGAAGAUGCUGAAGAUUCACAUCCCAGACCCUGAAAAGUUCUUUCCCCCUCUCAUUGCAGUUCACGGAGGUGAUGUUCAGAAAUGGCUCUCCUCCCCAUUCUCCACAUCUUCCUACUGUGUGAGCAGCACAACCCCAGAGAUCUCCAUGCUUGAGGUGAUGCAGAAGAAAGAUCAGGAAUCCCAGUUUCUCCUUUCCAAGGGCAUGCGGUCCUCUGAUCCUCCCUUAGAAACCAGCGGGCACUCUGUGUCCAGCUGCUUCACCAACCAAGGCUACUUCUUCUUUCACCUUCCCAACUCCUUUGAGAUUGAGCCCUGUCAGGUUUACUUCACCUAUGAGCCUUUCUCCCAGGAGAACAGUGGCAGCGAGGACAACGAGUCUUACCAUGCUCUGCCUUCCCCCGACCUCUGCACGCUGGCAGAGGAUGUGCCUGUGUUGUCCCACAGCUUCCUCCACUGUGUCAAGGGGACCCAGGGCUUCCAAAAUUGUUCCUUUGUGGAAGAGACAGAGGGUGAAGUCCAGCAGGCCAGGGCUCUCCCGUCAACUGAAAGCACCUCGCCAACAGCAGCUCUGAAGCAGGAUGAGGAGGUUACAGACAAAACAUCUUUACAGCCCUCGGAGACCCUGUGCCAUCUAGACGCAGUCUUUCCUGACCCACCAGACCUGCAUGACAACAAUACCAGUAAGGCCACAGAGGGGAGUGGGAAUGCAAGUCCUUCAAUUGAUCCUGGCACUCCAGCAGCAUAUGCUAGCUCUUCUUUUUCCAAGUCUACACCUCUGAGGCAAACCCGAGCUGAGGAUCCCUGCAGAACAGCCUUCUCCAGCCAGGUCCCAAACACUGGUGCCUACCUUUCUCUGAGGGACCUCCAAAGUCAAUACAGCCAUCACUCUGUCUAAGAUCUUCCUGGAGAAACCCACAGGUGGGAAAGGCCUUCCCUGGAGGAGGGCCAGAUGGACAACUACAACUUGUCUAUUUACAGCAUGAAUGUGUCCUCCUGGAGGACAGGAUUAUUCUAGAGUGGUGCAAAACCAGAAAAGGGAUAGGCUAGAAGAGAUGUAAAUUCAUAGGUGGAUACAUGAGUAGGACUUGUCCCCAAGGUAAAGCAACAGUGAAGCAGACCACUGGAAAUGAGAGGACCUUUUGCAUGGAGAACUUGGCUAAUGUAAAGAUAAAACCACACACAGAAAAUGAUAAUGGGGCAUUAAAACUGUUCAGUGGCUACACAGCUAAUGGAGACAUAGAAACUGUAUCCUUAGGAAUAUAGGACAGCAAGGACUCACUUCCAUGACUGAGCCUGUUCCUCUGCUAUUACUGGAACCAGUGGCAUAGAAAUCCCUUCCCACACUGCUCAAGUGCCAUCCUAAAACUCAGCAGAUCUUUUUUUUCCUGUCAGCUCCCAAUGGGAUGCUGUGCCUGCACUUCCAUGCUCUGCAUCUUGGUGUGAAAAUAGCGCCCAGCUUUCAGGCUGAGCAGCCACAUGUUCCAUUUCCCUUGUCCCAACCUAUAGGGCACACAAGCCUCUAAUGGGGAGGAGAAAUGCCUAAGGAGGUGGAUGUGAGAUUUUGUACAAGAGAUGGAAGCACUGCUAAUGAGUGCUGGGGCUGAUGACAAAUUGGAUAAGGACAUCUCCUCCUGACUGAUCAAGGGUGCUGUUUUUUAAUGUGGUCUCCCCACUUCAGGUUACCCAGGGAUUACACUCUUAGCCACUUGGUCCAGCUUUAGACUCAGGUCUCUAAGGUCAGCUUAGAGCCAAAAGUGUGUCAGCUGUCUAAGCAGUGCAGUGUCAAAAGAAAUUCCCAUUACUGGGUUAAAAAUACUGAGGAAAUCCCCUGCACCCCCCCCCCCCCGCCCAAGUCUGAUGAUGGCAGUAGAAAGAGUACACACAACUUCCCAUUCUUGCUGCAAUAUUUUUCAUGAAAUCGAAAGCCUCUCUGCCCUGUGGGCAAAAUACAGUUAUUUGACUAUGAUAAGCUGAUUGCAGAAUAGCCCGUCCCACAUCCUGUAUUAGUGGAAAACAUCGCAGUGGUGCUGCCCAUUCCUUCCAUUGCUCAAGGGAAACCAUUGCCUAAUUAGCAGCAAAGAUGGGGUGAAUGAGCCCAGAAAAGUAACUCUCAAAUCAGCACCUUUGCUGAAAAGAAAACCUCAACCUAAUCACAAAAACUGGGGAUAGCAAUGACUACUUCUCUUUUUUUACUUUUUCCUCUACAUUUGCUGAUCUGCUGUCAGAAAUAGCAAAUCACGACAGAAUAAAGGUGGUGAGGCAAAGGAUGACACUCUGUUCUGGUUCCAUCCAUCCUUCCAUUCACCAUCUUUACUGUCUAUUUCCUUGCCAUAUUUCUCGACUAAUCAGAAGUGGAGGAAAUACCAGUCUCGCAGAUCAUUGUUUUAAGAGUUUUUAGACCAAAAAAGUUCAAAGGUAUCAAACUUGUCAGUAUUUCUGUCAGCCCUCUCAGUUUCACCUAGAAAUAAUUCUUCCCGACCUCUGUCUAUACAAGUGUUAACCUUCCCCUUUGUCCCAGUCCCACACUGUUACAUGAUCUUGCAUUAAUGCAGCUUAAUUGUCAUUAGGAAUCCCAGAUAAGGGGUUACCCACUAGCUCGAAUUUCACCUCAGAAGAGACGAAGGAGCUGGGCCUGCCUGCAACUGAGAGGGCUGGGGAAGCUAUACCCCUCUUCUUAUCAGCUCCUGCACCUGCCUCAAGAUGUAGACUGCUCUAUCAUCUCCAGGAGACAGCAGGUGAAGAAGACCUCAUAGUUUCCCAGAUAAGCAAGGGCAAGGCUUGUCCAGCUGUUUUCUGUGCCUUGGAAAGUUUCUCAGAUGUACCUCAAAAAGAGACACUGAAUCCCUCACCCUUGAUGGGAAAAUUGCUAUCUUACAUGGACUGAUGAGCCUCAUUAUGCUCGUGGUUCUCCUGUUCCUAAGUACAACUUCAUAAGCUUCUCAGUUAUCCUUGCUGCUAAGAUGAAUAUAGGAAGAAAAAAAAAAAACUUUGCCUCUGUUAAUAAAAUAAAUGUCAGUGGAGUAA